AUGUCCCUGCGGAGGCUGGCGCCGCAGCCGCUGGACAACCGCGGCGCUCCUGCGCUGGCCGGCACGGCUGCGACGCUGCCGCGCGCGCACAGGCAGCUCGGCCUGAGCCGCUCCAGCUCCCUGGGGGACUCCUCGACUCCACAAAGACACAUAGUCGCUAUCCUCAAAGAAGAUAAAGAGACAUUUGGAUUUGAAAUUCAGACCACCAGAUUUCCUCACCAGAAUGAUUACUCCCUGGAGCUGUGCACUUGUGUCUGCAAAAUUCAAGAGGAAAGUCCUGCCUAUCUUUCUGGCCUGCAGAUCGGUGAUAUCCUUGCCAACGUCAACGGAGUGAACACUGACGGCUUCAGUCACAAGCAGAUAGUGGACCUGAUAAAGUCUUCAGGGAAUUAUUUAAGACUGGAGACCGUCAAUGAGGCCUUGCUUCUGAGGAAAAUGGAGCUGGAGACGAAGCUGCAGCUACUGAAGCAGGCCCUGCAGCAGCGGUGCGCCGAGCUCCGGGCCCUGCACUUGCAGGAGCAGCGGCUGCUGCAUGGGGCCGGGAACGAGGAGGAGCCGCCGCAGUGGGACGGCUGCGUGCUGCCGGGGCCGGUGCUGCCGCGGGCGCCGCGCGGCUCCAGCGGGAGCAGCUCCCGCAGCCGCCUCAGCUGGAUGACGCUGGACAGCGAGGACGGCUCCUGUGCCGGCGGCGCCUUCGAGGACUCGGCGGCCGAGAGCCUGAGCCGGCAGUCGAGCGUGGACGACGACUGCGUGUUCCCGCGGGACGGCGCCGGCGCCGCGCGCGGCCCCUCGCUGCGCAGGAACCGCAGCAUCAGCGUGGCCAGCAGCGGCUCCCUGUCCCCGCUCUGGGAGGGCACCGGCAGCACGCUCCACUUUGGGACGCUCCCGCGGAAAAGCAGGAGACCCAGUGUCCGCAAGCAGCUGCUGAAGUUCAUCCCAGGCCUGCACCGAGCCGUGGAGGAGGAGCAGAGCCGGGUCUGA
Molecule: messenger RNA, 981 nt
Organism: Nothoprocta perdicaria
Lineage: Eukaryota; Metazoa; Chordata; Aves; Tinamiformes; Tinamidae
Gene: CYTIP
Product: cytohesin 1 interacting protein
Exons: 8
Coding region: 1-981 (326 amino acids)
Biological process (GO): regulation of cell adhesion
Cellular component (GO): cell cortex
Molecular function (GO): protein binding
Source: RefSeq, a predicted model, not a curated record